This is a messenger RNA of Gossypium raimondii (Peruvian cotton), 1980 nucleotides long. Its product is annotated as probable transcription factor PosF21. Bases 404 to 1645 code for a protein of 413 amino acids. Gene Ontology annotation, cellular component: nucleus. Gene Ontology annotation, molecular function: DNA-binding transcription factor activity. Gene Ontology annotation, biological process: regulation of DNA-templated transcription. The transcript is spliced from 5 exons. Lineage: Eukaryota; Viridiplantae; Streptophyta; Magnoliopsida; Malvales; Malvaceae. The record is from RefSeq and is a predicted model, not a curated record.
UUCAUUUUAUAUAAAAUAGCACUGUCUCAGAUUUCUCGUUCUCUUUUCUCUGGAAAAACAUUUCCCACCAUGUGAUUUCCUUGAUUCGAUUCUGUUCUCCUCAUUCAUGCUGACAAUGGCUUUCCCCUAUUCCUCUUUUCCUUUCCUUCCCAUUUCCUAUUUUCCUUAGUGGGUUGUUUCCAUCUUUCUCCUUUGUUUAAUUUGAAGAUCUACUGUUAGAUUUUCUUGUCCCUGAAAAUCCAUUCCAUUUUCCCGGAAAAUCUUCUUUCUUUGCUGUUGUUUUCCAUUUUCUUCACCGAAUUCCCAGUUUGGUUUUCCUUUCUACGUAAUUACUUUGUGAAAGUCGUCUCCAUUGGGUUUUCUUUAUUCCUUUUCGGAAUUUCAAGUUCAUAUUUUUCCUAAAAUGGAAAAGGAUAAAUCUCCAUGUUUACCGCCAAUGUCAGGUCGAGUUCCGGGGUUUUCAUCUUCCGGAAAUGCUGCAAGCACUUCAAAUGCGAUAUCUGAAACGGGAAAUUUUGGUCAAACUUCGGAUUCGAAUAGUUUUAGUCACGAUAUAAGCAAAAUGCCUGAUAAUCCACCGAAGAAUUUAGGUCACCGCCGUGCCCAUUCCGAAAUCAUAACUCUUCCUGAUGAUAUUAACUUCGACGGUGAUCUCGGCGUCGUUGGGGCAGCCGACGGGCCUUCCUAUUCCGAUGAAACGGAGGACGAUAUGUUGUCUAUGUAUCUCGAUAUCGAUAAGUUCAAUUCUUCUUCCGUCACCUCAAUGUUUCAGGUUGGCAAGUCGUUGACAACGACUGCUCCAAAUUCUGGUCCAUCGGCUGCGGUGAGUAUGGGAGCAGGUACGGCAACGUCCGGUGAGGAAAAUGCGAGUGUUGGUGUUGGGUCUUCUGAGAAGCCUAGAAUUAGGCACCAACAUAGCCAGUCGAUGGAUGGGUCGACAAGUAUUAAGCCCGAAAUGCUCCUCUCUGGUUCGGAUGAGGUUACGCCUGCUGAUUCUAAGAAAGCAAUGUCCGCUGCUAAGCUUGCUGAGCUUGCUCUUAUUGAUCCCAAGCGUGCUAAGAGGAUCUGGGCGAAUAGGCAGUCUGCUGCGAGGUCAAAGGAAAGAAAGAUGCGGUAUAUAGCUGAGCUUGAACGGAAAAUACAGACAUUGCAAACAGAAGCAACGUCGCUCGCUGCUCAGCUGACUCUACUACAGAGAGACUCCAGUGGUAUGAGUGCUGAAAAUAGUGAGUUGAAACUGCGGUUACAAACAAUGGAGCAACAGGUUUACUUGCAAGAUUCAUUGAACGAUGCACUGAAAGAAGAAAUCCAGCAUCUGAAGGUGCUGACUGCCCAACCUAUGCCAAAUGGUGGACCAAUGAUGAACUUUGCAUCUUUUGGAGCUAGUCAGCAAUACAUCCCAAAUAAUCAUGCUAUGCAGGCUGUUCUAACGGCCCAGCAGUUCCAGCAACUACAGAUUCAAUUGCAAAAGCAUCAGCAUCAGUUCCCACCGCAUCAACUGCAUCAACUUCAGCAGCAACUUCAGCUGCAACAAGAGCUCCAACAGCAAGCUGGGGAGAUGAGAGUUAGAGGAUCCAUGCCUUCCCCCAACCGAAGAGAUGGUCCAUCUUCAUCAGAUGUCAGCUCAACGGCAUCAAAUGAUUGAGGAGUUAAAGGUCCGUAGGGCCAGUUUGAAGGGCCGAGCUGCUGUUGAGGCGUUAGAUAGGGAAGAACUUGUCGUGCGAGCUUUAUUCGCUUAUGAUGCUUACAAAGUUCCUAUAUGAAUUUUGCAGGGCACAAUGCUUUUGUUUAUGUCUAGUUUUUAUGACUAUUGUAGUAUUGUUUAAGCUUGUCUUGUAAGUGUUUGACAACAUUGUUUAGUUGCCCAUCUGCCUUACCCGAGUAAAGAAAACGGGCUAGUUUGAACUUUGAACAAAUUACAUUGAACCCAAUUCAUAUUUUUUUGAAUCAAAGUUGAUAAUGUGCAUCUCUAACAUUAAA